Messenger RNA from Acanthochromis polyacanthus (spiny chromis), 5235 nucleotides. It is a transcript of the gene tmem132a, whose product is annotated as transmembrane protein 132A. The transcript has 14 exons. The coding region runs from base 428 to 3565 and encodes 1045 amino acids. NCBI's taxonomy places the organism in Eukaryota, Metazoa, Chordata, Actinopteri, Pomacentridae. The record is from RefSeq and is a predicted model, not a curated record.
AGUUAUAGCAGACACUCCUACACAGAGACACAGCGAGGCUUUUAGGAAACCAAGUGAGAGAGGAGAAACCAAGAGAAAAUGAGAACAAGAAACCAAACCUAGAAGAAAAAAGAGAGUGAUGAAGAACACAAAGGAGGAGGGGCAAGAGGGGAUUAUUUACUGAUUCAGACGAAUAAAUCCGUAUCGUGUGAAUCUGUCACACAGAGAGAAGAGGUUUAGAGCAGCAGCAAAGCAGCGAGGACGAGCAAGACGCAUGAAAAAGACCAUGGAACUGUUUGAUUUUUAAUAUAAAUGAUAAAUAUUGUAUGUUUUUUACAUUUUAAUGGUCCCUUUGGAAUCAGCGAUAUGACUAUUAACCAUUUUAAAAAGCUGUGAGGAAAAGAUUGGAUCUGGAACUGGAAUACACAGACGCAGGAGGUCUGUAGUGAUGGCAGGUAUCAGCCGGUUCCAUGUGUUGUGGAGAAGAACGGUGGAGUUGCUGAUCUUCUGGAUGUCCAUACUAGUCUCUCCAUCCCUACUCCAGCCCACUCCUCCUCUCUCCCUGCCGGUCCACAUAUCCGUCAUCCCUCCUCUCUGGCAGGUCUUCCCUCUCUCCCAGGUGGAGCUGGGCCCUCUGUUCUCCAACUCCAGCCCCUUCUCCUUCUCCCAGAGUAUCUUCAUGCUGCCCCCUCCCAGCCUGGCUCCCACACCGGACCUCCAGGCUUCAUUUGGACCUUACUCAGUCUCUGAGCUCAUAUCAGCGCCUGUCCUCCCUCCUUCCCUCCUGGUAUCGGCUUCCCUCCUCUCAGAGAACGUAGAGAGAGGAUGGGAUGAGGAGGGGCAGGAGAGGUUCAGGGUCAGGGCUUUGUUCCACAAGCGAGGAAACGUCAGCACCCAGAGGAGCUGCAUCACCCUCCACGCUUUUAAGGACACUGAGGAGCACAGAGCGUCCUGCAUCUCACAGCCUCCUCUAGGGCUCUGUGUGGUCACUCUGACUCUUCCCAACGGCUGGUUUGAGGAUCAUCACACCCAACAACCGGUGCAGGGUCCAGACCAGCGCUACUCCAGCCUUCAUCGCCGGGUCCAGAAGCGUCACCAGAACCAGCAUCACCGUGCAAACUUCAACCGUCAGCGACCAGCUUCCUCUGCACAGAGUUCUGCUGCUGCUCUGUGGGCCCUCAGACACCAACAAAACCAAAUACAGCUUUACUACUCCUCCUCCGGCACAGUGGAUGGCCUACAGCGAACAUCAGCAGGGUGUCUGGAGGACAGGGCGGCUCAGUCCCAGGGACAGCUCUUCUUCAUGAGGACAUUGUCGCUGAGCGAUCAGGAGGACAAGGGCAGAAAGCCGAGCAGGUCCAGGAAAGAGGAAGUGUGUCAGAACAGGCAGGAAGAGGAGGAGCUUAAAGUGGAUUCCCAUGUUGUGAUUCGCUAUCACAGGGGCCCGGUGCUGGUCGGACAGCCCAUCAGGGUGUCUGUCAACCUGAGGGCCAAUUUCACUGCUCAGUUUGCCGUCAUCAGUCUGAAGGUGAAGAGAGGCUUGGUGUCGAUCGUGGCCCGGAGGACUCUAACCUCGGACCUGUGGGCAGUGACCCUGGAGAGAAGCCAAAGCUCCGAACACGACGUGGUUUCCAUCGUCUGCCACAAACACAGCAUAUUAAAGCAGCCUGCUGAUCCCACUGUCCUCCAGCAGGUGGUGUGUCUGUCCGUCGAUGGAUUGAGGCAGAGCUUUGGCGUGGCCAUGACGGUGUCUGCUAACUGGUGGGUGGAGUACUCUGGGCGUAGUAACCCUCCAUCCUCACACAGGACGGCAGCGAGCGUCUUUUCUUUCACUGAUCGACACAUCUACGGCAUCGCUGCGGUCACAGAGAGCAACACUGUCAUCAACACAGCCAUCCUGACCAACCGGCCGGUGUCGCUGCCUGUCAUGGUUCUGGCUGUGGGCGACCAUGAGAAGGUGUCAGAUGUUACCUCUGCAGUCACCUGCCGUUCUACCAACGAGAACACCAUCAAGGUGUCCAGUGAUUGCUCCACCCUCUUCGUGGACGGCAGUGAGUCUGGGCUGGGGAACACCUGUGCAGAGGUGGACUUUGUUCUGGGCAUGCUCCGUGGGUCUGUUUGUGUGGAGGUGUGGGCUCCAUCGGUGCCUCUGCAGGUGUCCUUAGCAGAUCCUGUUCUCAACGCCAUCGAUGGCUGGAACGUCCUCACAGAGAACGGGUGUGAUCCGGUCUAUCAGCGCUCCUCCAUCCAGGUUCUGACUCAGUUCACAGCUCUGGACUCCAGCAGUAAAUCCGUCCAACUCCUGGGUUCAUCUGAUUGGUUUGUUGAUGUCACAGAGCUGGUCCGUGACUGGCUCAGAGUAGAAGACUCCCGAGUGGCUGCCCUUGGCCCUCACAACACCGUGAUUGGCUUACGACCAGGAAAGACGUCGCUGCAUAUCAUUUCUGAGCAGUGGGACGGUGUCCUCGGCAGGUGUGACAUCACUGUGACCCCUGAUGCCGUUGCCCCCGGCGACUUGUAUGUCCAGGUGGUAAGCGGUCUGGGCAUGUCGGUCACGGCCGGUUCCGCCCACCCGUCCAUCGUCACGGCGACGGUGACAGCUUUCAACAUCCUGUACCAUCAUCAGCAGGAGGCGUCCAUCAGUGUUUGGCUCCAGUUCAGUGAUGAUACCGCCUCCCUGCUCUCCACCUUCAGCGACAUGCCGUUCGUCCUCCAUCUGUCCUCGCUGGCGGAGACCGUGGUCGUCGUGGCGUCCAGCCCCAUCCCACGCGUCUUCGCCCAGGGUGAUGGAGGUGGGCCCUUACUGAGAGCAGAACUGUUGGUUCCUGCCUGUGCUGAUGAGAUGAUUACUUCCAACUCCAUCCACGAAGCCAACAGGGAGUGGGCCAACGUCAAAGGAAACGGAGGAACCUGGAGGCUGGCCAGUGGAUCCGGCUGGAUAAGAGUCAACCUAGAUCUGGGAUUUAAGCAGCCAGGAGGAAAGAAGGAUGAGGAAGAGUUUGAGAUGAACAUUUCAGACAAGCUGGUUGAAGCUUACAGUAACAUCUACACAUCAGGGGAGAAUGAAAUCGGAAAUGUGAGCGCUGGCUAUGACUACUACGACAAAAUCAGUCAGAGGAUGACGAGAAGGAAGUGGAACGAGGCGGGAAACAGAGAGAUGGUCCGUCAGACCACGCUGGAGAGAGCUGUGCUGAUGCCUAAACUAGAGGAGGACACGAUGUACUCGUCCCCAAGCCAGGAGAAAGACGAGGACAGUGGGACGGAAGAGGACGGAGACGGAGCUGAAGACCUGGAGGUGGGUUUAGGGGCUGUCCUCUCUCUGCUCUGCCUCUCUGCUGUCCUCUUCCUGGCUAACUGUCUGCCAUGCAUCCUACGGGACCGGAGAAGACGGACCAGGACAGAGGAGGACAGGGAGGGACAACUGGGACGAUGUACAGCGGAAGACAAGGGGGACGGUAAGAAGAGAGAGGGAGACGACUGGGAGGAAGUAGAGAUGAAGAACAGAGAAGAUAAAGAGGAGCUAAAUAAGAAGCAGGAGGGGAUUAAUAAAGAAGAUGUUAAAGCAGCCGAGAUCAUUUGCUGUUAGACGUGACAGAACGAUGUCCACGUUACGUUCUCUGUUAUCUCUGAUACAACAGGAGAAACAACAACGUGAAACUUUGUUCUACUGUUGGAACACAAAGGCUUCAGCUCUUCCAUUAAACUCCUUCAGGUAGGAGUGGUGGACCAACGAGGCCUUUCCUGGUACUAGACAGAACUGCAGAUCAGAGUUCUCCGUUUUCACUCCGCCAAGGAACAUGACGGAGUAAAAACAUCACUCUUUCACAAACUUUCAGGGAAAGUCAGAAAUGACACAAUGACCAAGUGAUUAGAUUCUGGCCAUGAUGCAGCUUAUAGUCUGGAUCCAUGGAUUUGACAAAAAAAUGGUUCAAAAUUACAUAAAAUUUGCCCAAAAUAACUGAAAAUUUUGUAAAAUGACUAAAAAUUUGUCCAAAAUGACUAAAAAGUUACAAAAUGACUCAAAAUUUGUCUAGAAUGACUCAAAGGUUGUCCAAAAUAACAAAAAAAAAAUCCAACAUGCCAAAUAAAUUUUCAAAACAAUUAAAAAAUUGGUCCAAAGUGACAAAGAAUUGGAUAAAAAAUAGUCAAAUUUGUCUAAAAUGACAAAAUAAUUUUCCAAAAUGACUAAGAGUUGGUUAAAAAUGACUCAAAACUGUCCAAAAACACAAAAUAAUUGUCCAAAAUGACUCAAAACUUGUCUAAAAUCACAAAAAAUGUCCAAAAUGACUUAAAACUUUCCAAAACCAAAAAAAUUGGUCCAAAAUUCCUCAAUAUUUAUAGUCUGGAUCCAUGGAUUUGUUAAAGAUUUCUGUAUCAUUGCCAGAUAGCAGCCCAGCAUCACUGUAACCAUGACAACCAGUGAACACUACAUCAGCUGAUUGUGAUGCUACUACAAAUCCACCUCUGAGGACUUAUCAGGACUUAUCCAUCAGAAAUGAUCCAAGGAACUGCUGAUUAAACUGUGGGGGUGUUUCUGAGUCCCAUACAUAUUUAGGUCAUGUGAUCCGGUAUCCAUACAUAACGUACACAUGUAUGACACACGCCUGUACUCAGAGCAGGUCAUUUUUUAUCAAAGGUUUCAUCCAUUGGAAAUGUAGUGAACUCAGUGUUUUUCCAGUUUUACAUGGCUGCUGUUGUGCCAAAAGAAACACAGCUAAAGGAGCAUGUUGUGACGUUGUGCUCUCACCCUGUCCAAAUGUUCAGACAUGUUCUUCAGACUACCAGCUAAAGUUAAACUCAUCCAGGUACAUUCAGUUUCAGCACUAAAAUGGCAGCAGAAGAAACAAAAAGCAACUCCGUUUUUCAUUUUUAAUCCUGUCCAUCCAACACAGAAACAAGAGAAAUCCUGUUGCCAGCUGUUUAUCUUUCUAAUCCAAGUGUGACGAUUGAUUCUAUUAAUGGUCAGAAAAUAAUCCCUUUAUUAACUGUCAGUCUGUAGCGACACCUGGUGGCCACUCACUGUCAGAGCAGUUCAGUAACUCGGUCAACAUCUGGCUCUUACAGAUCUGCAGUCAGUCAGCAACACCAAACAUCUUCUCAACAUGUGUCCUGCCGUAUGAAAUGAAGUCUGAUCUUGAUGUUGGGUCAGCUGUUAGAGGAAGGUCAGCCCACAUGUCAAAGUUAAACUGUUAAACUGUCCAGUUACACUUUGGUUUCUUGUUUCUGUUCCACUUGUUAAUAAAACAAUGAAGUAUG